Molecule: messenger RNA, 639 nt
Organism: Apiotrichum porosum
Lineage: Eukaryota; Fungi; Basidiomycota; Tremellomycetes; Trichosporonales; Trichosporonaceae
Exons: 5
Coding region: 1-639 (212 amino acids)
Source: RefSeq, a predicted model, not a curated record
AUGACCUCCCCGGCUACUUGCGUCACACCUUCUUCCUCCUUUAGCUUCUCACAGCCCCGCCCCACCUUGCUCGACACUUCUCCGGCAAACGAGCGCCCCCGUACAAUGUGGACACGUCUUGCUGAACGCAUCGACGGAGCAAUGGUCGUUUCAGCACCCUGGCUUGAGCGUCACUGCCUGGGAGUGUAUGUCGUCACGGCCACGGCGGGCUGGCUCGCUGCAGGUGCGCUCUGGAUGGCGGCCUACUGCGGAUUCGUUCACCAACUGUGGGCGGCACCUGCAGGAAACAUGGCCCUCGUCGGUGCGCUCGGUGCGAAGGGCCUGCUCGUGCUCGCAGCGGAGCGCCGCAAGGCGAUAGUCUACGCCCUGACAGCAGUGCUGGGCUGGACGGCGGGACCAUACGGCCUCUACCUCGCCAUUCGCGACGAGUCUCUCAUUCUUCCUGGCGCCGCCUGCCUGCUCCUCCAGCUCGGCUACCUGAGCGUGCGUGGCCUCGUCAAGCUUUCCAUCUCGCCGUCCGCCUCGAUCCGCCUUCCGGAUGUCGAGCAGCCCGCUCCGUCUGACAAGGGCGUGGAAGUGACCGUGCAGCGCGAAUACGAGCAGGACCCGCUUCAGUUUUGGACCAGGAUGGCGCAGUAA